AUGCGGAAAUCACUUGACAUGGAUAUUGCCUCCAAUAACUCACAAAAUGCACAUUCCGAAUCUCAAAAAGCGGGAGAAAACGGCGAGAAGAAUAAAAAUAAAAAUACGGGUGAUGCGCAAAAUACAUGUUACUGUGGCAAAGACAGAAAUUUAAACAUUGUAGAACUUCUUUGUGCGUCCUGUAACAGAUGGUUCCACGAGUCAUGUAUUGGAUACCAAUUGGGAAAGUUGGUUCCAUUUAUGACAAAUUACCUUUUCAUCUGUAAGAACUGCUCACCAACAGGACUUGAGACUUUUAAAAAGAAUCAAGCCCCUUUUCCACAGAUGUGUAUAACCGCCAUAGCAAAUCUGAAACAAGAGAGUGCCAAGGAAGGCAACAAUAAAGCAAUGUUCAGCAAAGACAGAGAAAUUAUACCAUACAUAGAUCAAUACUGGGAGGCUAUGACAACAAUGCCCCGGAGGGUGACGCAGUCUUGGUACGCGACGGUGCAACGCGCGCUGAUCAAGGACAUCCAUGUCCUGUUCACCUACGAAGAGGACCCGGUGCAGGGUCCAAUGUUCGGGCUCCACAACAUGGAGCUCACAGCCAUUAAGCCCAACUACGAAGCGAUGAUCAAGCAGGGGCAGCUGAAGGUCACCGACAUGGGAAUUGCUACAGUACCACUCGCUGGGAACGUGAAGGGGAGGCAGGGGAAGAGGCGGCCUGCGGUUGGCGGCCUCGAGGCGGGCGCCCCCGUCGGCAAGAAGGGGCGCGCGAGCGACCUGAAUGCCCUAAAGCUACCCUCCCACGGCUACCCCACCGAGCACCCCUUCAACAAAGACGGCUAUAGGUACAUCCUGGCCGAGCCGGAUCCCCACGCGCCCUUCAGACAGGAGUUCGACGAAAGCAACGAGUGGAGCGGGAAACCGAUCCCGGGCUGGCUGUACCGCUCCCUGUGCCCGGGCGUGGUGUUGCUGGCGUUGCACGACCGCGCCCCACAGCUGAAGGUGUCCGAGGACCGGUUGGCGGUCACCGGCGAGAAAGGCUACUGCAUGGUGCGCGCCACGCACGGGGUGUCGCGCGGCGCGUGGUACUGGGAGGCGUCGGUGGAGGAGAUGCCGGAGGGCGCGGCCGCCCGGCUCGGCUGGGGCCGGCGCUACGCCAACCUGCAGGCGCCGCUCGGCUACGACAAGUUCGGCUACUCGUGGCGCAGCCGCAAGGGCACCAGGUUUCACGAAUCUCGCGGCAAACACUACAGCAACGGUUAUGGUGAAGGGGACACCCUGGGAUUCCUCGUGGUGCUGCCGGACAGCCCCACCACCAAAUACACGCCCAACACUUACAAAGACAGGCCGCUGGUGAAGUUCAAGAGCCACCUGUACUACGAGGACAAGGACAAGGUGCAGGAGUCGCUGAGCAGCCUGCGGCCGCUGCCCUCCAGCCGGAUGCUGUUCUUCAGGAACGGCGAGUGUCAGGGCGAGGCGUUCCGCGACGUGUACCAGGGCUGCUACUACCCCACCGUGUCGCUGCACCGCAGCUGCACCGUCAGCGUCAACUUCGGGCCCAACUUCAAGCACCCGCCGCCGCCGGAGUACCGCUGUCGCCCGAUGUCGGAGAAGGCGGAAGAAGCUAUAUGCGAGCAAACAAUGGCGGAUCUGUUGUACUUGACCGAGAACGAGGGAAAAUUGCGUUUGGACAACUUCAACCUC
Messenger RNA from Iphiclides podalirius (scarce swallowtail), 1689 nucleotides. The record is from the annotation of a GenBank genome assembly. NCBI's taxonomy places the organism in Eukaryota, Metazoa, Arthropoda, Insecta, Lepidoptera, Papilionidae.